Xylaria bambusicola is the source of this 1339-nucleotide messenger RNA. RefSeq lists its product as uncharacterized. Bases 230 to 1231 code for a protein of 333 amino acids. The record is from RefSeq and is a predicted model, not a curated record. Lineage: Eukaryota; Fungi; Ascomycota; Sordariomycetes; Xylariales; Xylariaceae. The transcript has a single exon.
UGGCAAGUUGCCAACACAAUAACGAAUGAAGUUCUAUGACUGAGGUAAAGACUGACUCUGGUAAGGGGUAUUAUAUACACAAGAAUAGGAGCCCGAUAAUGAUUUCAAGAGUUAAGUAGUAGACAUCGUGCUCCAAAUCAUAGACGCAUUAACCAUAUUCAAUUAUUCCCAUAGCAUCAUCUCUGUUUACAAUCCUGGUAUUUGGCGCGGAAUUUCAUGGUAUGGUACAAUGGACAGCGCCGCACGAGCAACGCCUAGGCUUCUCCGCUACCUGACUGCCCUGGUUGGCAUCGGAAGCAUCACAGUAGCGACCGCGGCAGGUGCAGGCGAAGCUACCAUUGAACUGUAUGAGAGUACGCGCGAGGGACCAUGGGGCGAGCCUCUCACUCAGUUUCAUGCCGCUCUCGACAACCAUCCCAAUGCGACGGGCGACUUUCCCUUUGGCGGGCCCAAUAUCUCGUCGCGUUACGUCAGGCGCCAAGACGGCGGCGGCGAAAUAGACGGCUGGUCGUGGUCUAUAGCUGUAGCCUCGGAUAUUUCUCUCGAGAACUCGGAUAAGCAAACAGAUCUCGCCAACCAGAGCGAUUUAUUCUACGUGGGCGGAAUAAUAACCCUAAAUGCACCUGAGUCGCUCCUGAACUCUACCGGCCAUCUCACUGUCAGUGAUGACUGGGAGAUGUGCACGUUCCGCUGGCUGCUGAACGGCUUCAACUACACGGAUCGGCUCCGAAGCGACGACGGCACGUGUACGAGCGUUCUGACGGAGCAGUGCAUUAGCUAUCUGAAAGAGGCGGCGUACGACAAUCACCACCAGGGCAGCGUCUGUUCGUGUCCCAUGCUUGACGACGUCGGGCCGUGCGAGGACCUUGGCGAAAGAAGCGCGGUGCUGGGUCAUAGCUGUACUGCGCAACGGUACAACGCAUCGGAUUUCAGGGAGUGGGAAGAUGGUAAAUUAGAUGUUCAUCUGUUUGGGGAUAAGCAACCUCAUGAUUUUGGCGACACGGCGAAUUAUGACGAUAUUGGAAGCCUUGCCUGGCCCAUCAUAACGACCUUCAAGAAUCGUACGGGAGCAGAGGAAUUCAGCAAUGCUAGAUCGUUUAUGUCUUGUGUGCGUGCGAUGGAUGCUGUGGAUGGGAGUGACGCGCCCGAGUUUGAGAGCCGCGCGAGUGGGCUGGGCGUCACAUGGGCUAGGAUAGGAAUUGUUCUUGCUUUAUGUAUUCUGACAUUAUAAAGGACGUUGGAGGAGACUGUAUCUCUUGAUUGAAAAAUAGAUAUGAAGUUUCUUGCAAUAAAUUCUUUGCUGCGUGGGCUCGUCAUAGACGGCCAGAUUACCAUCCGG